GGGAGCCAUAAUGGCGGCUUUGUGCUUUCAGUUUCCUGCCUUUGAGUGCACUUUAACCUUUGCCCCGCCCACUUAGUUGACACGCGUGUUUUCUGUUUUGCAAGCAUGGCUUCUUCAGCUAAGAGGAGAGCAGUAGGUUUAGGUCAAAAUGCCGGAGAAACUGAAAGCAGCUCUGAUGAAAAUCCAGAGAGGGAUGAUGAUUCCAGGGAUGAAGACAGCGAGGCAUCAGAUGAGGAGAUCAAUGAGGAGGUCAUGGUGGACUUCGAAGCUCACAACAUUUCAGCGAACGACUUCAACGGCGUCAAGAAACUCCUUCAACAGCUGUUCCUGAAGGCUCAUGUAAAUACAUCAGAGAUGACAGACCUGAUCAUUCAACAGAAUCAUGUUGGAAGUGUCAUCAAGCAAGCUGAGGUGCCAGAAGACAGCGAUGACGAAGACCCAGAUGAAGUGUUUGGCUUCAUCAGUAUGCUCAACCUUACAGAGAGAAAGGAUGUGCAAUGUGUUGAGGAGGUGAAGGAACUGAUUUUAGAUCAGUGUGAGAAGAACUCUACCCCCAGCAUGACAGAAGAGCUCGAGCUGAUCCUCAAUGACACCAGCAAGCCAGUGGGGCUACUGCUGAGUGAGCGCUUCAUCAACGUGCCCCCACAGAUCGCACUGCCACUACACAAACAACUCCAGGAAGAAAUAGCUGAAGCUCAGAGGACGAAUAUGCCCAGUGGGAGGUGUCACUAUUGUCUGAUGAUCAGCAAGACCUGCAAAGAAGUGAGCAAGACUAUCCCAGCCAGAGGAGGAGCUCCCAAAGAUGAAUACUUGUUUAUCAACGCAGAGGAGGAAUUCUUCUUUGAGCAAGCUAUCAUGAAGUUCCAGUACUCGGUCCAGGAUGAGUCAGACUCAUGUUUGAGCGGCAGGUGGUCGUUCGAUGAUGUACCGAUGAAACCCUUCAGGACAGUGAUGCUGAUACCAGCCGACAGAAUGCCUGCUAUCAUGGCGAAACUCAAAGAAUACCUAACUGUGUGAAACUUACAAUAAACUUUCAGCUCACACUGAAAUACUUUAGGCUAAUGGAAAUGGUUGUACUUGUAUACCCUUGUAACAGAAAAUGUUUUGUAAUGUCAACCACAGUAGUGCCAGUGUUAUAAACUGCGCAUUUAGUACACAUGAACAUUUUUUACAGAUUUCUGGUUUUAAGAUACCUUGCUUAUACUGCAGAAGUAUACACCUGUUAUAUCAUAUAAAUACAGCAAGUCAUGUUUUUUGAACCUAAGACGUGAUAGAAACAAAUGUCAAUGCAACAGCGGAUAUGUAUGAGCCUAGGGAGGGAUUUCAUUUGCAGCUAAAUCUAAUUAUUGAAUGGUUAAUUCAGUAACCUACAAUAACCAAAUUGUUGGCAAUUCUAGAUUUCACAAUAUAAUCUUGAUUGCUGACAUAAGGAAAAACACUUAAUCUUGUAAAAAAUCAGAAUCCUGAAUUUGAGUUUCUGGUGAUUUUUUUAAUGCGGCAUAUCUGUAGCUCUCUUGCUACUGUUUAUUAAUAAAUCCUUUCUGCAUAACA
Eleginops maclovinus (Patagonian blennie) is the source of this 1551-nucleotide messenger RNA. It is a transcript of the gene bccip, whose product is annotated as BRCA2 and CDKN1A interacting protein. The transcript is spliced from 7 exons. The coding region runs from base 106 to 1017 and encodes 303 amino acids. NCBI's taxonomy places the organism in Eukaryota, Metazoa, Chordata, Actinopteri, Perciformes, Eleginopidae. The record is from RefSeq and is a predicted model, not a curated record. Gene Ontology annotation, cellular component: nucleus.